CUUUAUAUCUCUUGCUUUUCUCUCCAUCUCAUUUUCCACUCCCUAAUUUUCUCUCUCCUAUUCUGCACUGGUUGUUUUGAUUCGGAUUUUUUUGGUACCUGGUGUGCCCAAACACCGACCUCCUAUCUCUCUCAUCUCAUCUCAUCUCUCUCUCUCUCUCUCUCUCUCUCUCUCUCUCUCUCUCUCUCUCUCCCCUUUUCAACAAAGCAUUAUUCGAUUUCGUCUUGGCCUCUCUUUUCAACACCCCAUUUGUGCAAAUUGCAUUUAUCUCUGUUUUCUCAUUUUUCUUGCACGGCUUUUCCAUCUGACAAUCUCAACUUUCUGGUUUUUUUGCUCUGCAUCUCUCUAAAAAAAGAAGGCAAUUGCAAAUGAAGAAGUUUGUACUGAAGUUGGAUUUGCCUGAUGACAAAGCCAAGCAGAAGGCUCUCAAGACAGUCUCUACUCUUUCAGGCAUCGAUUCCAUUGCCAUGGACAUGAAGGAUAAGAAAUUAACAGUGAUCGGAAGCGUGGACCCGGUGACUGUGGUGAGCAAGUUGCGCAAGUAUUGGCAAACAGAUAUAAUCUCAGUAGGACCAGCAGUAGAGCCUAAGAAAGAGGAACCAAAGAAGGAAGAGCCCAAGAAAGACGAACCAAAGAAAGAAGAAGAGGCGAAGAAGGAGGAGCCCAAGAAAGAAGAACCCAAGAAAGAAGAAGAAGCCAAGAAGGAGGAGCCGAAGAAAGAAGAAGAGAAGAAGGAAGAAGAGAAGAAGAAAGAGCCAGACCCCGUCUUGGAGCUCGUCAAGGCAUACAAAGCGUACAACCCCCACAUGACCAAAUACUACUAUGUGCAAAGCAUGGAAGAGAAUCCGAAUUCAUGCGUUAUUUUCUAGGCAAGCAAGCUUCUUGAAUCCUCGAACGAGGGACUCAAAAUCUUCCCAAUGCGAAUUGGAGGCCAAAACCCCAAGAAAGUAGGAGCUGCAUCUGUAUAUAUAAGAUGCUCUUUGCCUCAUUGAAAUGUUGCAAAACAUUACUAUUGUGUGUAGAGCAAAUAAAUGUAUUUAAGUUUUGUUGUCACCACAUAAUUGUACUCUCGAGUCUUAUUAUGGUCUGUAAUGCUUCUCUUGGGAGCUUGAGCUCGCCAAUUUGGUAAUUUUUUUUUACUGUGGGUAAAGAAAAUGGAAAAUUUCAUUUUCUUUGGUUUGUAGUUAAUAUUUUGUAGGGCACAGGUGUAUUAAAUAAAGCGAAGGUAACUCUCAUUUUCUUCAGUUUGCAUGGUGGGUCAUGUGAAUGUAUUCCUUUCAGGUGUUUCUUUGUAUUUGUCUGUGAGCUUGUAUGUCUAUAUGCUUUAUUAAAUGAAACUGAAGGCUCAUGGAGUCA
This is a messenger RNA of Malus domestica (apple), 1356 nucleotides long. RefSeq names its product heavy metal-associated isoprenylated plant protein 39-like. Gene Ontology annotation, molecular function: metal ion binding. The record is from RefSeq and is a predicted model, not a curated record. Lineage: Eukaryota; Viridiplantae; Streptophyta; Magnoliopsida; Rosales; Rosaceae.